Messenger RNA from Bursaphelenchus okinawaensis, 372 nucleotides. Lineage: Eukaryota; Metazoa; Nematoda; Chromadorea; Rhabditida; Aphelenchoididae. The record is from the annotation of a GenBank genome assembly.
AUGGUCAGAAGCAAAAAAAGAACGGGCCUUCUGGCUGGUGGUGUCCGGAGAGAUGGGAACGAGGCCAUCUGCGAAGGAAUUGCAUGUCCAGUCUCUCUUGUUUUAACCCCCGCUGGACGAGCGUCGGAUGCGAAAUUCGAAAAAACGGGAAAUGAGAGAAAUGAGAGAAGACAGCUGAGGUUCGAGAAGAGCGGAAUGGACACCGUUCUCCUCCGUCUUCCUGCAAUUAGAGCACCUCCAUGUUCUUCAAGGCCGGCCCAUCGCAACAUGCACACUAAAACUCGAAACAGGUUUCCGGCAUUGUUGCCGCUGGCGAUCAGAGACGGAGAUUUUAGGUUGGACGAAGGUCAUUCGGCGUUACGCGAGCUCUGA